GGGCGUCACGAGUGAUACGCCGAUUGGCCAACGCUUCAAGUGUAGGAGUGUCCUCCAACGCCAUUGGUUGCCUGUGGCAAUGGGCGGGGUUUCUCAUAAGGAGACACUCGUAUCCUCACGCGAGCGGUGACAGACGUCGACAUCAGAACGGACAAGCGGCUCAUAGAAACGCUCGAACGAUUCAUUUGUCGCCCUCUUUCUCAAAAUCAGCCACUUUCCGCCGAAUACAGAUGCGUGUUGUGUUCACGACGGUCUGUUUAUAGAGUGAUUUUGUGGCGAUUUCGUGCAGUUCAGCGGCCGGAUUACUGUUGAAGCUCGAGACUCUCUGGAUUUACCUCAGAGCGACACAGCGCAAGCAGCGCGUGGAUUUAUCACCUCACGUGCACGGAAUUACAUUCGCGUGACUCGCAGGCUCGUAGUUGUCUUUUCCGAGCUUCGGGCGGAUGGCUCGGAACCGCGAGGCGGUUGAAUCCAUGAAUCUGUCCAUCAGCUGCACGACCGGAACCCGCUUGGAUCUGCCGGUUCCUGUGGAGGAGACGGUGGACGGACUGAAGAGGAGACUGUCCCAAAAACUGCGCGUCCCCAAAGACAGACUGAUGCUGCUCCUCAGAGACACGAGGUUGAGCUCUGGAAAACUGCAGGAUUUUGGUGUUGGUGACGGAAGCAGAUUGACACUUGUUCCUGCUGUUGAAGCCGGACUGAUGUCUCAGUCGUGGCGGCCGGAGCAGUCCGUCCUGCAGGCAUUAGAGAGUCUAACAGAUGCGCAGGUCAGUGACUUUCUGUCAGGCCGCUCGCCUCUGACCCUCGCCCUGCGUGUGGGUGAUCACAUGAUGUUUGUGCAGCUGCAGCUGGCUGCUCACCAGACGGUACCAUCCGUCUCCAGAGGUCCUACAGGCACCAGUCGGACACCUGCAGGGAUGGGCAGCCACGAUUACCCCCAACAUUUACCCUGCUCUCCACAGCAGGACCCUCCUUCACCUCCCUGCAGCCCCGCCCCACACGCUCACCACACCCACAGUGUUCAUAGCCCCGCCUCUGCCACGCCCAGCCUUCAGGCUGAGGACGGUGUUCACAGCUCCAGACAACCGCACAAACCAGGUGCUUUCAUCGAGAGCCUCGUAAACCACGCCCCUGGAGUUUUCUCAGGAACAUUCUCCGGUACUUUACAUUCCAGCUGUCAGGACAGCCGCGGUCAUCCUCGCCGUGACAUCACCACCAUCCUUCAAAUCUUGAAUGACCUGCUGAGUGCCACGCGCCAUUACAGGGGCACUCCCCCGACCCUGGCACACCUCCGCUGCCGGACACCCUUCCCUCCGGCCACACCCCGCUCACCUUCAUCUACCUCAGAGACACAGCAGAGCGACCUGCAGCCACAACCCUCAGGCGAAUGUUUGCGGCAGACGGAGAAUAAAGCCACACGCUGUAAAGUCGAGCAGCUUCAGCUGUUACUACAGCAGCGACGCCUCCGACGGAAGGCGAGGAGAGACCCGCGAGGGCCGUACCGGUGGCCGGCCGACCGCAAGGCCACACGUCGUCAUAGCAACAGCAGCCUGUCCAGUGACAGCUCACUGGACAUGGACAUGGAGGAGGCCAUCUGGAAACCUGACGUCCAGCCGGACAUCAAUGCGGAGUAUGUCGUGGCCUGAGCGAAGGGCAGGCGGUCCGCUGAAGAUCCAACAGACGCUUGACGUCAGGUGUUAAUGGGCAUUCACAAAACACAGAAUGUAGCAUUAUCACUUCAGCUUCAUUUCAGCAUUACAUGUUUUUGAUACGUGAUUCCACUGACAGUAAGAUAAACAGAUACUCAUGACUUCACUUGGUAUUAACCCCCAGCUUGUUUUUAUCCCAAAAACUGAGAGAAAGAAUUAUUUCAGAAAGGAAGGGAAGCCUAUAUCAAGACCAGAUUUGUUUGAAACAUUUUUAGUUAAACACAAAUUCACUUUAUAAUCUCCACUGUGUUUUAUUUCUGAAGAAUAUCAUUGAUUUCUUUCCAUAUGAGCUGAGCAGUAUGUGGACGCGGAUUGAGACAGACCUGCAGACGUCAUGCUUCCAUUGGCCGCUUGUGAUCACAUGAUCAGUCUCGGUGCCUCUCAUUUGUAUUGAUUAAUGGGGCGUUUACACAACACCGUGUUUAUCUAAAAAUCAAAAGCGUUUUUUGUGUUUUGGCCGGACAUAUACACAACGGACACGGAUAGAAAACGCACAUCAUGUGUUUCUGUUGAGCUCCAAUAAACCUGUGGACACACUGGCCUCAUCUGUCUGAACUCAAAUCUCUCUCGCCCUAGACAUGACAUGACAUGACAUGACAUGACUCCUUCACUACAUAGUGAAUGUCUUCUAGUUCACUAGCUGUGAAAAGUGACUGUAGUCACCAGCGGUGGCUUUCUGAUCAUUACUGGUGACUGCGGAAUCACAAAACUGGUUCUGAAUCAAUACUGGCUGGUUCCUUCCAUUGGAGAUGACAGUAAAGAUGUUGUUGACUGUUGUGUUUGUCAGGUUUUCUCACAAAUAUAGCUUAAAUGAUGUUUCAGAAUUCGUGAAGCUUUGUUCGUGGUUUAUUUUUAAGAGAGUAACAUUGAUCACGCGGUCAGUCGUGAUGUCAUUUCCUGCCACUGAUGAGGCGUUUCCUGCAAGGCGCUGGUUUGAGAUUCAUGUAGCACAUUGAUUCUGCUGUACGGAUUCAUUUACAAAACUGUGAAACAUACCGAGCCUUGUGUUUCCGUGUCCUUUCACAUGUUGUGUGUUUUGUCAAAAUAAGUUUGUUUUUCAUGAGCAAUAAUUUGUGUCUUUUCAGGUAAUAAAUAAGAGCGAAUGAAGUGUC
Triplophysa rosa is the source of this 2821-nucleotide messenger RNA. RefSeq names its product midnolin-like. Gene Ontology annotation, cellular component: nucleus. The record is from RefSeq and is a predicted model, not a curated record. Bases 444 to 1646 code for a protein of 400 amino acids. The transcript has 7 exons. Gene Ontology annotation, molecular function: protein binding. NCBI's taxonomy places the organism in Eukaryota, Metazoa, Chordata, Actinopteri, Cypriniformes, Nemacheilidae.